GCCCCCAUCCCUUCCCCUCCCCACCUUCCCUUCCGACCGCUCGCUGGUCGCCAUCGGAAUUCCCCGCAGGGCCACACGCCGCUCGACAUCGAAGAUCGGGUUCUUUAGAAGCCUCCUCACCCCGUGCCACGCACCGCUCGCCAUCGGAACGCCCCGCGAGGCCGAGCAUCGGAAGUUCGGAACCACCCCGGCCGCGCACCGCUCGCCAUCGGAACCCCCCGCGAGGCCGAGCAUCGGAAGUUCGGAACCCCCAGCGAGGCCGAGCUCUGCUCACCAUCGGAAGUUUGGAACCACCCCGGCCGCACGCCGCUCGCCAUCGGCACCCCCCGCGUGGCCGCGCACCACUCGCAAUCUGCUUCCGAGUUUCACUGUUCUGCUGCCGCACGCCCACUUCAUCUGGCUCUCUCUCCCAUGAGGUGAAAAUGCCCUCGGUUCCCAAUAAUGUUUCCACCCAAAAUCAGCAGAGUGGCGGGGGAAGGAAAGCUCAUGACGAUCGCCGAAAUCAACAAUCGUCAGCUUGGAGGCAGUGGAUUCUACACCAGAGGAGGUCCUUACCAAUCGCUUCAGUCGAGAAGCGGAUUGUGGAGGAAGUGAAGAAGAACGACACUUUAAUUGUUGUUGGAGAAACCGGAAGUGGGAAGACGACGCAAUUGCCACAGUUUUUGUACAGUGCUGGAUUUUGUCAUGAUGGGAGAGUUAUUGGCAUCACACAGCCUCGUCGAGUUGCUGCUGUUACUGUUGCAAAGCGUGUGGCUGAAGAAUGCAAUGUUGAGUUGGGCCAGAGAGUUGGGUAUUCAAUUAGAUUUGAGGAUGUAACAUCCAGCAGUACAAGGAUUAAGUACAUGACAGAUGGUUUGCUUCUGAGAGAAGCACUGCUGGACCCAUAUUUGUCUAGAUACAGCAUCAUAAUUGUGGAUGAAGCUCAUGAAAGAACAGUCCACACAGAUGUCUUGUUAGGCUUAUUGAAAAAUGUACAACUAGCUAGGUCAAAUUCUAUUGUUAAGCAACAUAAUUGUGGAGAUGUGGACAACGACGGACAAGAUCACAACCAAACCUCCACUUUGAGGGCGUGUCAGGCUUUGAAGUAUACUCCUUUAAAAUUGAUUAUAAUGUCUGCCAGUUUGGAUGCUAGAGGUUUUUCAGAGUACUUUGGUGGUGCUAAAGCAGUUUACGUUCAAGGGCGACAAUACCCUGUAGAGAUUCUAUAUACAUAUCAACCAGAAAAAGAUUAUCCAGAUGCCACACUGAUUACUAUCUUUCAGAUCCACAUAGAGGAGGGGCCUGGAGAUAUUCUUGCAUUUCUAACUGGCCAAGAGGAGAUUGAAUCAAUGGAUAGACUUAUUCACGAGCGAGUUCGUCAACUCCCUGAAGGCAGUAAUAAAUUAAUCACUGUUCCUAUCUAUUCCUCUCUUCCUUCUGAGCAGCAAAUGAAUGUUUUCAAGCCUGCCCCAUCUGGCUUUCGCAAGGUUAUUCUUGCAACAAAUAUUGCUGAGACUUCUGUAACAAUACCUGGUAUAAAGUAUGUCAUUGAUCCUGGAUGGGUGAAAGUACGUUCUUACAACCCAGUGACAGGAAUGGAGUCAUUAACCAUCAGUGAAAUCUCAAAAGCACAGGCUCUUCAGAGGAGUGGUCGUGCUGGUCGGGAGGGCCCAGGGAAAUGUUUUCGGUUGUAUACAGAAAGUGCUUUUAGUGAACUGAAGGAUUCUACAGUUCCAGAGAUCAAAAGGUGCAACCUUGUGAAUGUUGUACUACAGCUCAAAGCCCUUGGGAUUGAUGAUAUAUUAGGGUUUGAUUUCAUGGAAAAGCCUUCAAGGACAGCUAUAGUGAAAUCUCUGGAGCAGUUGCUCCUACAAGGGGCUCUGACGGAUGAGUGCAAGCUGUCGGAUCCAGUUGGCGAUCAAAUGGCCAGGCUUCCUUUGGACCCUAUGUACUCUAAGGCACUCAUUGUGGCCAGUGAGUUCAAGUGCUUGGAAGAAAUGUUGAUAGCGGUUUCGAUGCUUUCUGUGGAAUCUAUUUUCUACUCUCCUUGUGAUAAGAUGGAAGAGGCAAAUGCUGCGAAGAAGAGAUUUUCAAGCCCCGAAGGGGACCAUAUUGCUUUGGUGAAUGUAUAUCGGGCAUCUGCGGAAUGCUUGGAGAAAAGCAAAAAUGCAAAGAUGAAAGAGAAAGCGGUGGAAAAGGCUCUAAACAAAUGGUGCAGGGAGAACUUCAUCAAUUACCGUGCUCUAAGGCAUGCUCGAGAUGUUCACAGUCAAAUCAAAGGGCAUGUAGAGCAAAUGGGCCUUGUUCUGUCAUCAUGUGGGGACGACAUGCUUCACUUCCGCAGAUGCCUUACUGCCUCUUUCUUCCUCAAUGCAGCAAGGAGAGAACCAGAUAGAUCAUACAGGACUACGGCUAGUGGUCAGAGCGUGCAUAUCCAUCCUUCUUCGGUAUUAUCUGAAAUAAAGCCAAAGCCGGAUUGCAUCAUCUUCAACGAAUUGGUUUACACAACUCAAAAUUAUGUCAGAAAUGUGACGAGGAUAGAUCCAUUGUGGUUGCCCGAACUAGCUCCUCAGUACUACGCUGCUGAAAGUUAAUCUUAUUAUGUUGUAUUUAUUUCCAUUGCCUCAAUACGACUUGGCAGCAUAGAUGUUUCUUCUUUCCUUGUAUGAUAUAACAUUUUUGUAUCAUUAUUGAGUAAUUAUUUAAUGCAUCAUUGGCCUCUUUCGUUAUUAAA
Molecule: messenger RNA, 2713 nt
Organism: Ananas comosus (pineapple)
Lineage: Eukaryota; Viridiplantae; Streptophyta; Magnoliopsida; Poales; Bromeliaceae
Product: pre-mRNA-splicing factor ATP-dependent RNA helicase DEAH10-like
Exons: 13
Coding region: 423-2573 (716 amino acids)
Biological process (GO): positive regulation of transcription by RNA polymerase I
Cellular component (GO): nucleolus; intracellular anatomical structure
Molecular function (GO): RNA binding; ATP binding
Source: RefSeq, a predicted model, not a curated record